This is a messenger RNA of Alternaria conjuncta, 267 nucleotides long. RefSeq lists its product as uncharacterized. The transcript is spliced from 2 exons. NCBI's taxonomy places the organism in Eukaryota, Fungi, Ascomycota, Dothideomycetes, Pleosporales, Pleosporaceae. The record is from RefSeq and is a predicted model, not a curated record. The coding region runs from base 1 to 267 and encodes 88 amino acids.
AUGGCCAUGCGUCCUGAUCUUACCACAUACAAAACCACCAUAUUCGACGUCAUCUUCGCCCGUGUCAUCCUCUUCCCUACCUUUUGUACGCCCAAUUUCACUGCCAUCGCUAUCCCCAUCCCAAUCCCCGCGAUGAUCAAAACACCACAACUCCACCACCCAGCCAGGUCGCACCCGGGCAUCCCAGUCUCCACUCGUAAUCUGCAUAUCUUCGAUGACAUCCCAGAGUGCGUCGACGAUGAUGCUGUCGAGUGCCAGUUUGUGUAA